AUGAGCCUCCUCACUGUCUAUGGGCCUCCUCACACUCUAUGGGCCUCCUCACUGUCUAUGGGCCUCCUCACACUCCAUGGGCCUCCUCACAGUCUAUUGUCCUCCUCACAGCCCAUGGACGUCCUCACAGUCCAUGGACCUCUCACAGUCAUUUGUGGACCUCCUCAUAGUCUAUGGGCCUCCUCACAGUCCAUGGACCUCCUCACAGUCUAUGGACCUCCUCUCAGUCUAUGGGCCUCCUCACACUCCAUGGGCCUCCUCACAGUCUAUUGUCCUCCUCACAGCCCAUGGACCUCCUCACAGUCCAUGGACCUCUCACAGUCAUUUGUGGACCUCCUCAUAGUCUAUGGGCCUCCUCACAGUCCAUGGACCUCCUCACAGUCUAUGGACCUCCUCUCAGUCUAUGGGCCUCCUCACAGCCUAUGGGCCUCCACACAGUCUAUGGACCUCCAGUCUAUGAGCCUCCUCACGGUCUAUAGGCCUCCUCACAGUCUAUGGACCUCCUCACAGUCUAUGGACCUCCUCUCAGUCUAUGGGCCUCCUCACAGCCUAUGGGCCUCCUCACAGUCUAUGGACCUCCUCUCCACACGCUGUGAUGUCACGGUGGAAAAGCAGAACAUGUUUGUGGUUCGAAACCGGGGGAUUUCUCUUGUGGUGAAAAGAGCCCGGGCUCACUCUGCUACAAACACAUGA
Messenger RNA from Knipowitschia caucasica, 693 nucleotides. The record is from the annotation of a GenBank genome assembly. Lineage: Eukaryota; Metazoa; Chordata; Actinopteri; Gobiiformes; Gobiidae.